Molecule: messenger RNA, 4255 nt
Organism: Pseudoliparis swirei
Lineage: Eukaryota; Metazoa; Chordata; Actinopteri; Perciformes; Liparidae
Gene: znf346
Product: zinc finger protein 346
Exons: 7
Coding region: 113-1138 (341 amino acids)
Molecular function (GO): nucleic acid binding; zinc ion binding
Source: RefSeq, a predicted model, not a curated record
AUGUUUGAACUUUCCUUGACGCGACUCUUAUCAUUAUACGGCUCUGCAUCUUCCCACUUGGGUGCCUGAAAGCGCCGCAUGCGCACUAGGACGCCGCUUGCUUUGAGUUGAAAUGAUGGCCGUCCCGAUGCAGACAGACGAUUUUCCUUAUUUACCUUCGGGCCCUGCGGAAGUAAAUAAGAUGAUACUGGAGCACGGCGACAUGUUUUCUGACUCCCAGUGUAAAGUCUGCAGCGCUGUCCUCAUUUCAGAGUCUCAGAAGUUGACUCAUUACCAGAGCAAGAAGCAUGGCAACAAGGUGCGGCGUUAUCUCUCCAUCAAGAACGAGAAGGAGCCGGCGGUGAAGAAGUUCAAGUCUUCAUCGUCCGAGAGCGAGGACUGUAACAACGGAGACACCGACCGGUCGAAGGCGUGUCGCAUCUGUAACAUGACCUUCUCCUCUCCCGUGGUGGCCGAGUCGCACUACCAGGGCAAAGUCCACGCCAAGAACCUGAGGCUGAAAGCCGUUGGCGCCCAAACUCCAGCAGUAGCCUCCCAGACACCGGCGGCGGCGGCCCCGUCAAAGAAGAAGCCCGUGGACGAUUCGAGCGCCGUGGCGGCGGCGGUGGCCGCGGCCGCGGCGGCGGGCGGAGCGGGCGAGAACAACGACAACCCGGACCGCUUCUGCGGCAUCUGCCAGGCCUCCUUCAACAACCCGCUCAUGGCCCAGCAGCACUACGUGGGCAAGAAGCACCGGAAACAGACGACCAAGCAGAAACUGAUGGAGACGUACGGCCCGUCCACCGCACCAGCCUCCACACUAAAGGGAUACCCGUGCACCGUCUGCAGCAUCGAGCUGAACUCGGUGGAGCAGUACCAGUCUCACAUCAGUGGCGCCAAACAUAAGAACCACGUGAAGAAAUCCAGCCAGAACACCACCGAGAACCCAGACCCCGUAGAAGAAUCGUUCCAGGCUGACGUCCAGUACGCCGCCGGCGAUAACCAGUACGCCGCCGAGGAUAAGCAGUACGCCGCCGAAGAUAACCAGUACGGCGCCGAGGAUAACCAGUACGCCGCCGAGGAUAACCAGUACGCCGCCGAGGAUAACCAGUACGCUCCAGAGAACACGGAGUACUCAGAGGAGAACCAGUUCACUUGAGGUGUUGCCGGUAGAGACGGCAGAGGAUUCGGUCCGGACUUGGAAUGACACAAAACAACCAGCCCCCUUUAACACAUUAACAUCAACCUCCUGCCAGAGUCUCUUCCCAGUAGGCCCCGCCCCCUCCUCCUCCUCUCUUCCCCACCCCCAAACGGUCACAUGGACCCUGAAAUGCCCCAACGUGGUAUUUUAUCAUUUAGUUCCCAACUAAAACGGUUCAAGUUUCCUAAAGGCCCAAACGCACUGAACGCGUCUCAUCCGACACAGAUUAGAAGCAGCGGUAUUUUUAGGAAACGCUUUAUAUCCAGGCAGCCCUUUUUUUGUUCAUAACGGAUACCCUUUAACGCCGCGUCUUUUUAUAUUAUUGAUAUAUAUGAAUCAAAGCUAAAAGUAGAUGACGGGAAAUUGGCUUCACGCCAUCUGCUCCCUUAGAAAAUGUAUCACUCGCUGUGGUGUCAGAGUGAGGCCUCGCUCCCCUCUUAAACCAUCUUUGGUCCGCAAACCCCACAGCGUUUUAUUUUGGCCUGCCAUAGAGUUACAAAUGGAAUUUAUGUUAGUGACAGCUGAUACGACGCGUGUCAUUUCAUAUAGUGGCGUUAUUAAUAUUAUUAUUAUUAAUGGAUUAAAAAAAUUUGAUGAAACGUCCUCAGGGGAGUUAAUAAUCUGUUCCUUUAUUAGGAAAAAACUUUCGUCACUGGCUCCACAAUCAAAACUAAAAGAGAGAAGGCACGUCAAACUGCUUUUGGUGCUUGUUGUGGCCUCUUUUUUUUCUUUUUUUAGCAAAAGGUGUGUCGGAUGCUUUCAGUGCGUUUUGGCCUCAGUGAAACCGAUGUGGUAAAAAGAUGGUCAAACGUCUUCUGUCAGAGACCUGCGUACGGACUGGAAACCACUCUCUCCCUGGCGGUGUACAUUAGGGCUGGGUAUCAUCAAGUCUGUCGACACUUGUUUUCCUGCAAAUCCAACAUUUUGUCUCAACAAGGACUUUGUCAAAAUUAAACGGUAAAAAAAAGCGCAACAUUCUUGUAUUUUUAAGUGAAGAAAACGACAAAUCUGCCGGCUCUCUACACUCUGUGUGCUACUGAGGAUCAACCCAGCCUUAGUGUACAUUCUAGGUGUCCCAUUGACUUUCUUUGGCCCUGAAGUCCAUCCUAGUACUUGUAUUUACCUAAAUAUUGAUUCGAUAACUAUAAUCUGGCACAUUUAAAGUACCUGCUCUAGACUUCUACAUGUUAUUGUUCACAAGUCACUUGAUCCAAAUACGUAUUAAGGCCCUGGUUAAAAGCAAUAAACCUAAAUUAUCCAUUUAAUUUGGAGGAGAAUCUGCUUGAAUUUGAUUAGGCUUGACGCUAACAAUUGAAUCGUUUUAACGAGAAGAUAUCUCACUCUGUUGGAGUUCUGUGUGCAGAACCUCAGAGUACUGAUGAAAAGGAUUAGAUUGUUAUUGGCCGUUAUUUAGCCAAUACCGAUCCAUUAGAUUAUAGAUUCUUAGGAUCCACUCGGGACAUCUGUAUUAUAUACAUGGAGGAAAUAACAGGAGAAUAGUUUAAAGUUUGGAGACAGCAGGGUAUUGUAAUCAUUUAGCCCCCCCAGCUAAUGUCUAACUAAUACUAACACCUAGUACCAGAUCAAAGCAGAGCUGCUUCCCGCUUCCCGUUUCUCGGUCUCCUCCUCACCUGAAUCUAGUUGGUUUGCAUCUCCAGUGAAUGUAUUUAUUGAAACGUCUCCUCUUCCUCUGCUUCCUGCAAGUUUGAGCAUCUCUGAACCUGGCGUUGGAGGCGUUGGCGGCGAUGGCAAAGCGGCGAAAUCGAACUUUGUGCGGCCGGGCGAGACGGGAUAUGGUUUGUAAAAAAAAACUGAUUAGUUGAAUUUGAUGAUAGUUGUUUUCUUUUUAUCCGUUUUUAUAAAAAAUAUAUUAUUUCUCUUGUUGUUAAAUUCCAAAAAGGCUGACUGACUAUCUCCAGAGCCUUUCCGUGGAAAUGGUACUUGUUCUGCGUAAACGAUUCAGUACCAGAUUGUGAUUUCCUUUUUUAAAGUUCAGUCUGGACAGAGCUGAUAUUUAAAUAAUUCGUUAUUGACUUAUUCUUGUUUGCAGAUUUACUGCAAAACAAACCAAUUUGAUUAAGAUGAAUUUCAUCACGCAUUCCCGUGAGACAUCACAUUUGCAUAUCUGUAGGUUGCAUGAGUGAGUACAUGGUUUUAUCGGAGACUCGUCGUUAAUGCAGCUAAACGGGUUGUCGUGAUCUCGGAGAGCCUCAACUGAAAAACGUACCAGAAUUUGUCAACAACAACAAGACUUUUGUAAAGGUUGAUGUCAUUUUAUAAAAGAGUCUGGAGGGUGUUGGAGAGAUGGAAGGGAUUAUAAUGAAAAACAUAUUGUCCUCAAGUGCAGUGGAUCUGUAACAGCUGUGAGCUUAAAGCAUAAGCUUCUUUUUUUUUUUGUACCGUUGAGUUUUGGUUUACUGAGAUUUUUAAAUACUUUCCUUCUGAGUUCCGGGCUUCGUAAACUCUAGAAGAGGCCGAUAGAUGCUUUCUGAGCUCUGUAAUAAUUACUGUCAAUAGCAGAGAUUUUCAACAGUGAUGUCAAAUUAGAAAGUGAUGUCAAUAUUAGAAUGUUUGUUUCAUUUAUUUCUUGUUCAUUUGUUCUCAUAUAAAACAGUCGGUUGAAUAUUUCAGUAUUGAAUGUCUUCAACCAUGUUGUUGUUGUUUUUUUCAAAGAGGGCUCCUACAUACUGUAUCGUUCAUGGUGUAUAGAAGACAAAUGGCCUUUUUGUUUUGUUUUGUUUUCACCCUCAGCCUUUGUGUGUUUUGUGAUUUAAGAAUUAUUUUCAAUACAUGUUGUGUAUAACUGAGGGAGACAAAAAAUGCAUCAAAAGAUGUGCAUAAAGUGCAGACAUGUUUUAAGAGAGUUGUUUCUUUGUUUGCCUUUUAAUAAUGCACACAGCUCUGCUUUUUAUUCCAGUUUGUACAAUCCUCAAUUCCUUUCCUUGCCUCCUCUCGCGUUUUAGUCCCACUUAAUUAAGAGGUUGGGCGGAGGAGGACGGGCAGCUAACAAAAUGAGACCUCCUUGCUUUGGAGCAGUCGCUUUAAAGCAAUGUUAAUUAAAUAUGACGUAUAGCA